AUGAACUUAGCUCGCCAUUCCAUCAGCGCGACCAACCCCGUGAAUCUCAUAGACGCACGCUUCGACGCCGACUUCCAGAUCUUCACAAUCUCGACCCCCGAAGGAUUCGCCGUUUAUCGUGCAUGGCCUCUUGAUCUCGUGCGGAAGCGUGAGCUCUCCGGCGGAACAUUGCAGUUCGUCGUACCGUGCCAUACGUCGUCUCUUCUCUUCUUGGUCGGUGGUGGUCCCAGUCCCUUGUAUCCACCCAACAAGGUCAUCUUGUGGGACGAUGCCAUCGGAAGCGAGGUCGCUGAAUUAGAGUUCCGGGAGAGGGUUCGUGGCAUAGCGUGCCGACGCGGAUGGCUUGCUGUAUCAUUACGUCGGCGGGUGGUCGUGUUCACAGUGGCUGAGCAGGUGACAAGAUAUAAGGAAUGGGAUACCUGCGACAACCCCCGAGGGAUACUGGCAAUAGCCACUGGCGCGUACUCAACGUUGCUUGCCAUUGCAGGGCGACAGAUGGGCCAUGUGCAGUUGAUCCAUUUACCACCUUGUUCACCCCCGGUACCCAAGGGUCCGCCACCCCCUCCUACCCCUCGCAAACAGAACCCUCGCUCAGCGAAGUCUUCGAUAUCCAUGAUAGCUGCUCACACCAGCGACCUUACGACGUUGACCGUUCCACCCUCAGGCAGGCUACUAGCCACUACCUCGUCCAGAGGGACUCUUAUUCGGAUAUGGGAUACACAUACAGGCAAACUAAUACGCGAACUCCGUCGCGGAACCAACAAGGCCGAUAUAUAUGGAAUUGCCUUUCGGCCUGACGAAACUGAGAUCUGCGCGUGGAGUAACAACGGGACGGUGCACGUCUUUGCCGUCACUGGCUCAGAAUCUUCGAAUCGCCAAUCGUCUCUCUCGGUCCUCACUACAUAUAUACCACAUCCCAAGUAUUUUGACUCAGAAUGGUCGUAUGCUCAGUAUCGUAUACCCACACAGUCCUCCCACAUAUACCUAUCCUCCACCUCCAGUCGUGCGCGUCCUGCGGAUCUACCUGACGAAGAUCGCUGCGUAGUCGGCUGGGUGUCAGUCCCGAAUGAUGAUCCUCAGCGGCCGCCCGAGUAUCAGCUUAUCGCAUUGACGUACGGCGGCGGCUGGUACCGACUCGCUCUUCCCGGCGCCCUCGCCAGUCGUGCCGCUUCACCUUCACCUUCGUCUUCCCCCGGACCUACAUCGCAUAAUGUUCCUAAAUCGGGAUCUCGACCGCGUCCCGCUAGCGUGUCGUCAUCAACUUCUAGGGCUAGCAAAGGGAAAGAGAAGGAGCGCAAGGAAGGCAAGGAAGGGAUCACAUGCAUCUUAGAAGAGUUCAGGCGGUUUGGCCGAUGGGACGGAUGGACUUAG
Messenger RNA from Pleurotus ostreatus (oyster mushroom), 1371 nucleotides. RefSeq lists its product as uncharacterized. Gene Ontology annotation, biological process: protein lipidation; autophagy of mitochondrion; nucleophagy. The transcript has 4 exons. The record is from RefSeq and is a predicted model, not a curated record. Gene Ontology annotation, molecular function: protein binding; phosphatidylinositol-3-phosphate binding; phosphatidylinositol-3,5-bisphosphate binding. Lineage: Eukaryota; Fungi; Basidiomycota; Agaricomycetes; Agaricales; Pleurotaceae. Gene Ontology annotation, cellular component: cytosol; extrinsic component of membrane; phagophore assembly site membrane. Bases 1 to 1371 code for a protein of 456 amino acids.